AUGGCAGAGAAUAAGUUUCUUCUCUUUGCAGAUCAGACAUGCGGCCCUGCCCACUCGUUGAAGAGGCUCAUAGGAGAUCCAAGCUUGACAGGUUUGCUGCAUCCUUUUUUCGAUGCAGUGAAUUCUGCCCUUAGAGAUGAAGCUCGGUCCCUAACCGCUGAGGAUCUGAAGGCUUUUGGGUCUGCCUUUUCGGUUGUGGAUAUGGCAGUAGGGGAUAGCUUGAUGGAUGGAUACCAGCCAGGUAGUGUAGCGUUGUCGACAGUCCAGCACUGUAUUUGCCAGAUUGCUUCUCUGGUAAUCAAAAGUGCAAGCAACCCGGAGAAUCUCGGCUUCAAUGGCUCUGUUAAUAUCCUAGGUCUUUGUACUGGCUUCUUGGCAGCUCUUGUUGCUGGGUACUCUACGGAUCAACAGCAAGUUAUCAAAAUUGGAAGUCAAUUAGUACGUGUGGCCUUGCGAUUAGGUUUAGAAGUUCACCGAAGGUCCCGGUCAAUCGAAAACAGCAGCGGAUCUUGGUCGACUGUGAUUCGAGGAGCGUCAAUUCAGCAAACACAGCGGAUGAUUGACGAAUUCAAUGCUAGCAGGGCACUUCCUGUCUCUCGUCAAAUGUACAUCAGUUCAUGGGCUUUUGAGUGUAUUACCGUCAGCGGCCCCCCAUCUACCUUGAGCGACCUUUUCAGGAAUGUUGAAGCAUUCCAGGAGGCCAAUCACUCUGCGCUUCCUAUUUAUGGAGCUUUUCAUGCUCCACACCUCCCGCCUUGUGAUAUUGGUUGGAUUACGGAGCCAUUCAGGGGCUUUAAUAAAACAUUCCGCGAUAAUGUCACCAUCAUCUCUGCGUGUUCCGGUGAAGCAUACAACCACAAAACAUUUGAUACGUUGCUAAGAGAGGGUCUUAAUGAUAUCCUUCACAACAAAGUCUAUCCACAGAUCGCUUUGGAUGCAGUGGCAAACCGAGUCAAAGAGACCCCGGUUAGGGUUGCGGUGCUUGGCCCGACUGGUGGCACAACAAAAAUUUGUCAAUACUUGAAUUCAUCUUACGGUUGGGAUAUCAGCAGCAAACUUGAAUGUCCAGCUCAAGGUCAAAUAAAAAGAGAGUCAGGAGAGAAAAUAGCAGUGGUGGGAAUGGGAGGGCGAUUUCCGGGAUCCUCUGAUUUAGACGGGUUUUGGAGGACUUUAGAGGAAGGGAUGGAAUUUCACCAGCAGAUACCAUCAGACAGAUUCGACACCUGUCACUUCAACCCCUACAAAACGACGGAUGAGAAGGGACUACCGGCUCCAUACGCUUGCCUCAUUGAUGACCUCGGCUCCUUCGAUACGAGCCUAUUCCGCAUGUCAGCACGGGAAGCAAAGAAUACAGACCCCAUGCAGCGUCAGUUAAUGACUGUGACCUAUGAAGCACUCCAGCAAGCUGGUUAUGGAUCAGAGUACGCUGGCAAGAUCGGGACUUUCGUGGGUCAGACUACUGAUGACUGGAGGGAAUUCAAUACUGGGGAGGAUCCAGAUAUUUACUAUGUUUCCGGAACUAUCCGAGCAUUUGGACCAGGACGCCUGAACUAUUUCUUCAAGUGGGAUGGGCCAUCCUACAGCAUUGAUACUGCUUGCUCGUCUAGUUUUGCCUCUAUCCAGGUAGCUUACCACUCGCUGUUACAAAAUGAUUGUGAUAUGGCUAUAGCUGGAGGUGGAAACGUACUUACGGGUCCAAAUAUGUUCCGAGGUCUGAUGAAAGGAGGAUUCCUUUCAUCAACUGGAGGCUGCAAGACAUUUGAUAGCGAUGCAGAUGGGUAUUGCCGAGGUGAGGCAGUAGGCGUUGUUGUCUUAAAACGCCUCAGGGAUGCCAUCGCUGAUAACGAUAACAUCUACGGUGUCAUUGAAGGAAUAUCCACAAACCACUCCGCUCACGCAAUAUCCAUCACACACCCACACCAAGAAACCCAGGAGAGUCUCCACAGGCACACAUUCUAUGAAGCGGGAAUUUCGCCAAGCAUGGUGGACUACGUCGAGUUACACGGCACAGGCACUCAAGCUGGAGAUAAAAUUGAAGUCUCAGCGGUCGCAAAUGCGCUUGGUGGACGUCGCGGUAAUGAACCUAUAUAUAUUGGAUCCAUCAAGGCUAAUAUGGGCCACAGUGAGGCGGCUGCAGGCAUCACAUCACUUAUCAAGGCGUUGAUGAUGUUCAGAAAAAAUAAGAUACCACCUCAUGUUGGAGUCAAAACCCAGAUGAAAGAAGAGAUUGCAAGUGUCACCAGCGCGAACAACCUUUGCGUACCAGUCUCAAAUAUACCAUUCCAUGCUCGCUCAGCGGAUGGAUGCCGGAGAAUACUCGUCAACAAUUUCAAUGCAACGGGAGGAAAUACAAGCCUAAUUAUAGCUGACUACCGGAAACAACCACACACUAAACUCAAUGACCACGCAGGACAUUAUGUUGUUGCUAUUUCUGCAAAGUCUCAACGCAGCCUGGAAGAAAAUCGAGCCCGCUUGCUGCAAUACGUGGAAAGCAACAAAUCAAGCGUUAAAUUGGGUGAUCUGGCCUAUACAUCAACUGCACGAAGGCUUCAUUCUGAGCUCCGUACAUCAUAUAUAGCAAAGACUAUCGACGACCUCCUCCACGAACUCCAAAAGGCACCCAACCUUGCAUUCAGUCCGGCAAACAGAAAUAAAACUCUUCAUGUUGCGUUUACCUUUAUCGGGCAGGGUUGUGGACACCGUGGAUUGGCCUAUCAGCCCUUCUUGACAAGCACUCGAUUCCGCCAGAUACUAGGAAAGUAUGACGCAAUAAACAUCGGGCUUGGAUUUCCAUCAUUCUUGGAUUACCUGCUCAGUGGUGAUGACAGAAGGACGGUGUCACCAGUGGUCGAACAGAUUGCAUUGGUUGCAUUGGAAGUUGCAGUUGCAGAGCUGUGGCAGGGCUGGGGUGUGCAACCAAGACUUGUUAUAGGACACAGUCUGGGAGAGUACGCUGCACUUUGUGUCGCUGGGGCAUUGUCAAUUAGCGACACUAUAUUCCUUGUGGGCAAAAGAGCAUGUCUUAUGGAAGAGCUUUGUCGCGCUGGGUCCCAUGGCAUGCUCGCAGUAAACCUUGAUCGCGCUUCCGCACUAGCUCACUGCGCAUCCUCCUCAUGUGAACUCUCAUGCAUCAACUCUCCAACUUCCACUGUGUUAAGCGGGCCGCAUGAGGAAUUGAUGCAUUUGCAAAGAAAACUUUCUGAUGAAGGUGUCCGGAAUAAGCUGCUCGAUGUUCCGUAUGCAUUCCAUUCGGAGCAAAUCAGUCCAAUUCUCGAUAAAUUCCGCGAAGUGGUGAACUCUGUGCCAUUUAAAACACCGACAUUACAUAUUUUGUCUCCGCUCCUACAAACUGUUUUGAGUUCCGGCUCUGACAUCCAACCAGAAUACCUCAUAAGACAUGCCAGAGAGCCCGUCGACUUUGUGGCAGCCCUUGAAAGUGGGCAGGCUCUUUACAAUGGUGACGUGACAUGGCUUGAAUGUGGACCUGGGCCUGGGUGCUUGGCAUUCAUAAGCAGAAUGUACACUACCUCUCCUUCCAAAUUGCUCUCCAGCUUAAAAGAGGGAGCAGACUGCACUCGAACUAUAGCAUCGUCAAUGUCUAUGUUGUAUAAUGAAGGCCAUAAUAUUCUGUGGUCCCAGUUCUACCGGGAACACGAGUCAGAAUAUAGUCUAAUAGAGCUUCCUACUUACGCAUUCGAUAUGCAGAACUAUUGGAUUGAUGGUGUCUGUCAACGUAAGGAGCAAGCUCCUCUUAACAACACGAUCAUCACCAGUGAGCCACAUAGUACGAGUGUACAACAUCUAAAGACCAGGUCAUUUUUGGAGGGCAAUGAAAUGGUCACCUUCACCACUAACCCAAGAGAGCGACAGCUCUUCGAAGCAAUCAAGGGCCACUCUGUCAUAGGUUUCAACUUGUGUCCAAGCUCAGUUUAUGUGGACAUAGCUGUCACUUCAGCCACCUAUCUAAAGAACAAUGGCAGCACCAUACUUCCAAGCUCAGCCAUUGAGGUUACCAAAUUUGACAUCUCACGGCCUCUUGUUGUCUCAGAAGAAGGGUCAGAUAUUCAAAUUAGCAUCAUGGCCAAAUCAAACCAAGAGUCUGACACUGCAAGCGUAUCAAUCAGCUCGCAACAGGACUCUGGACAGACUGAACACGCCCAGUGUAAUGUUACCUUCUGCCGCGUUGACGACUGGGCUUCAGAGUGGGCUCGAUAUGCUGAUUUUGUGUCGCUACGAAUCCAGCAACUGACAAGCAUGGAUCCAAUGGGCGAUGUUUGCAGAAUCUCUGGAAAAGCUCUAUACCGACUAUUUGCCGCUAUUGUGGAUUACGCUCCUCAUUAUCAUGCUAUCUCAGAGAUGUUCAUUGACUGUGAUCAGGCUGAAGCAUGUGGAACUAUCGCUCUGCCUGCGUCUAGUGAGCAUGGAACUUUCACUUGCUCCCCAUAUUCCAUUGAUUCUAUAAUCCAUUUCGCUGGUUUUAUUCUCAACAAUAGCAUGUGCAAAACAAGAGACCAAAUUUACGUGUCAAACGGGUGGAAGUCCCUGCGAGUUCUACCAAGUCGCCUCGAGAAGAAGGAGUAUCAAGUUUAUUCACGGAUGUGUGAGUCGGGAAAAAAAGGACAGUGGGUCGGCGACGUUUACCUCCUCGACGGUAGAAAUGUUGUAGCUACCUGUUUCGGGCUGUCCUUCCAAGGUAUCCGACCCAAUAUCCUGCAGUCUCUCCUAGAGAAGACCGCAAGUACGGAUCAAAUGCUCUCCCGACAAAAUGUGGUCCAGUCUAGGACCUUGGAGAUCGUGAAGCCAUUACCGAGAAGGAUAGAAGAGACUUCAGCUCUGAGCCAGAACACUUCGACCAUCGCCAAGGUUAUUGCACGGGAGCUCCAGAUAGAUGUCGAUCAGCUGCCACUGACAACAGCAUUUGAGCAACUAGGUCUUGACUCCAUUCUCUCCGUCUCCAUCGCCAAUAGCGUGAAACAGGAGACUGGUCUGGCUGUGCCAAGCACACUUUUUAGUCGAGACUCAACGCUAAGUCAGCUUCUAGACUACAUAAAAGACACAUAUGGUGUCAAAGAGCAGUGCAGAGAAACUAGCAUUCCGGAGACACCCGCAUCCGGCACUAGCAUUGAGGGAGGAAAGAAUCAUUUUGAAACUUUACUGAGCAUUGUGGCCUCGGAAACAAGCAUUGAAAUAGAGAAACUGGAUGAUGACGUUUGUUUCCAAGAUCUAGGUGUUGAUUCAUUAAUGUCAAUGGCUAUUAUCAGUGCGUUCCGAGACACAACAGGAAUGUCUCUCCCAACGACCAUCUUCUCUGAGUUUGAGACCAUUCAGUCAAUCAGAGAAUUCCUCAUUGGCAGCUCUCAGAUGACGCCAGUUUCCAAUGCUAUGUCUACCGAUUCGCAUGAUGACCAGCCAACCUACCAAGGGUUCGGCCGUCUUCUUCAAGGUGAUCCCUCAUCCAGUCUCCCACCUAUCUUCCUCGUAGCACCUGGAUCAGGAUACCCAGGAUCCUACAUGAACCUCCCACCAUUCAAGAACAAACAGCCUGUUUACACCUUGGAGUCCCCAUUCCUCCAGGGCAUCCCUGCCGGCGGGUGGACCAUCGAGUACGCUGCAACUCUAUACAUAACCGAAAUCCAGCGAAUCAAGCCUAUCGGACCAUACAUUCUUGGUGGAUGGUCAAUUGGAGGCAUGUAUUCGUACGAGAUUGCCCGCCAAUUUUCCUCGAAGGGACAAGAAGUUAUUGCAAUUGUUCUCAUUGAUAGCCCUUGCCCAAAGGGCUUCCCUGUCAGUAUGCCUGACCCUACAAUCGAAGCAUUGGAGGUCACAGGCCUUUAUGCACCGAUCAAGCGUCAUGGUGGACAGCCCGAUGUUGACAUGCCCAUGAAUCUCAAGGAGCAUACUGUCUACUCACUCAAAGCUCUUCGGCACUACGCGCCUCCUCCAUUGGAUCCCAGUCGGCGACCGCGCCAUAUUUUACAGAUCUGGGCUAGUAAGGGCGAGUACGAUCUACUGCCCCUCCGGCUUACGGAGGUAGUUGCAAAAAUAUCUGGGUGUUCAAAGGGCCCAGAUGUCUACCACAACUGGCAGACUAUGCCCCGAACCUCAUUUGGACCAUGUGGUUGGGAUUUGCUUGUUGGUGAUAUUGAAUGUUUAGUACUGGAAGGCGACCAUGAGUCCAUUAUGAGCCCACCAGCGAUUUCAAAAACUGGACAGUUAAUACAGAAUGCUAUUGAUCGAGCUCUCAGGAUUCAUGGGUGA
Aspergillus caelatus is the source of this 6258-nucleotide messenger RNA. RefSeq names its product type I polyketide synthase. Gene Ontology annotation, molecular function: 3-oxoacyl-[acyl-carrier-protein] synthase activity; phosphopantetheine binding; fatty acid synthase activity. The record is from RefSeq and is a predicted model, not a curated record. The coding region runs from base 1 to 6258 and encodes 2085 amino acids. The transcript has 7 exons. Lineage: Eukaryota; Fungi; Ascomycota; Eurotiomycetes; Eurotiales; Aspergillaceae. Gene Ontology annotation, biological process: secondary metabolite biosynthetic process; fatty acid biosynthetic process.